AUGGACAGAUCAGAAAAUGAUGGAGGGGAUGAUCCCCGGGACAAAGACCAGGGCCAUUCCCAAAAUUCGAACCGACAAGGCGUCUCGAAUCAUAUAGGAGUACUUCAAGUAUACCCGGCUAUUGGUGACGAUAUUGAGACGGAUGUUGACAUCUUUGCUAUCCAUGGACUGGACACAACAUCUCCUGAUACAUGGACUUUUCAACGGAAACACGAGGCACGCCCUACCGAAAAGAAUAACCAGAGCGGUCUUUCCGGACGGCUCUUUGAACGCAGGCCCACGAGAGUUAGGGAGAAAAGCGACAGGCGGAAAAAUGGCGUCAAUUGGUUGACGUCUCCGGAUAUGCUCUCGUACGACCUACCUCGAGCUCGAAUUUUUACUUGCAACUGGCCAUCACGACUUUACCGAGAUCAAGGGUCGGUCGAGUUGACAGUAUUAGAACUGGCUCGCGGGUUGUUAGCCGAUAUUCAGUCAGAACGCCGCCGUUUAGGAGCAAUAACACGACCCAUCAUUUUCAUCGCCUCGUGUCUCGGGGGCAUCAUACUAGCGCAGGCGCUUACGCUGGCAGCUGAAAGCGAGAAUGAGUAUUAUGGUCUCUCAACAGCCACGGCAGGCGUCGUCUUCCUCGGCACGCCAUUCAGAGGAACGGCUCUGGCACAUGUUUUUGGCACGGCCAUACUGAGCUUGGAAGCCAGAGGCGUUGUCAAAAGUCAAUCUCUUGCACGCGGCCUUUUGGAUCAUCUCGGAAAGUCGACAGCGCAACUUGAAGAGCUUGUCAAUCGCUUCAGCAUUAAUUGCUGUCUUUCCCGGAAUCUACCAGUGUAUUGCUUCUACGAGACCAUUGAGAGUCACUUCGUGGCGAAAUCAUUCCCCAAAUGGACCCCCAAGUGGUUGAAGGCACAUAUGACUAACCCGAAAGUGAUUGUCGACAGUUCUUCGGCGCGACUUGAUGUUGCAAAGGAGAGCAUUGCCCUACAUGUUACACAUGUCAUGAUGAACAAAUUCCCCGACCGGGAAGACAGCUCUUAUAGAAGGGUUCGGGGUACGAUACAAUCGAUGAUUGAGCAGGCUAUGAGUGUCCGCAGCCAAACGCUCGUCUUCACAGGUGAUGACGCUAGAUCUUGGAACUUGUUGACUGAAAGGAUUCCUUCACCCGGACACGAAAUGGAGGUCAUUGAGGAUCGCAAAGAGCGGCUUAUCUCCGCCUGCUCGGAGUGGAUCCUGAAGCUUAUAGAUUGGCAGCAAGGACCGGACGCAUCCGUGAUCCAUUUUGUGGGCGGACCUGGGACAGGAAAGACAAUGGCAAUGAUCAACCUCAUCCGAUAUCACCUCACAAACACGGACCAACAAGCCUUGUCAUACUUCUUCUUCGAAGGAAAAUCCAAAGAUGAGUGCGCCUUUUACCGCGGGCUCAUUUAUCAUUUGCUCCGAAACAUCCGCAAUAGCAAUUUGAUAUCGCAUCUCACACAGGAGCUAGCCAGCGGAUCUGACAGCGCCCUUGACGACGCCAUAGCCCUUCGAUCUGCGCUACAAAGGAUGCUGGCUGAUGCCAAGCCAUCACUCCUCUUCGUGGAUGGUAUAGACGAAUGCGAAGACAAGCAUCAUCUCAAGAACAUUCUUCGCUUCAUACGUGAGACGACCACGGAGCUCGGUAUCAAGUGGGUCGUUUCAAGCAGAUCAGAUCCGAUCAUUUCCGAGUCGUUGCAGUCUCUUGGCAAGAAGUGCCUGAUAAACUCGAUCGAAUUGUCAACAGUUCUUCCAGAAAUAUCUAUUGAUGAAUACAUUAGACGCAAAGUUGAGCUCCUUGCUGAGACCAAAGACUACAGCGCGGAUCUCCGACAUAAGAUUCACUAUAUUCUCAAGGAUCGCUCUGCAGGAAUCUUUCUGUGGGUAUCGCUUGUAUGUGAGAUGUUACAGAAUGAUCAUGAGUCCUGGGAUGACCGCGAGACUCUCCAUCUGCUUGAAAAGCUACCUACGGGACUCCCCGAUAUCUACAGUCACAGCCUGUCUAAACUACGAGAACUCGAGCGACGCUGGAGUGAUUGCGUGACUGUCCUCGCAACAGCUGCUACGACAUUGCGACCACUACAUCUUGAAGAGCUUGCUUCAAUCGCCUUUUCUGACCGCAAGCUCCAGAGAGCUCAAGCCGAGAGAUGUGUGCGAUUAUGCAGCAACUUCCUUGUUUUACAGGCUGAUAUUGUCCACUUUAUCCAUCAAUCUGCAAGAGACUUUUUGAAAGAUGAUCCCAUGGGCGACAUCUUUGACCGCGGAAUUUCCGACCGCCACAGCUUGACUCUCUCAGCGUCCAUGAGGGCUAUGAAAGACUUGAAGGAGAACAUUUACGAGCUCGAGCAUUGCUCCACGGAGAUCACGGAAAUCAUAACACCGCGAUCAGGUGAUCCUCUCCUUGCAAUGUCAUAUUCCUGCGAGAGCUGGAUCGAUCACCUGAUUGCGUCGUUCUCGGACUUGGAGCAACACGCGAUACGUCCAGAGAUUCUAUGUGAUCAGGGAGAGAUUCACGAAUUCAUGUCACAUUAUUUGCUCUGCUGGCUAGAAGCCUUGUGUUUGAAACGAGUUUUACACAAGGGUCUCGAUGGUGUUCGUCGGUUAGAAGCAUUCAUAAAUCAAUGGGAGCCGGGAAAUCUAUCUAGUCUCCUCAAAGACACCACUAGGUUCAUUCUCAGACACAUGUCGAUGAUCGACUCCAUGCCGCUCCAGAUUUAUCGCAGCGCUCUGCUCUUCAGUCCCAAGAACAGCAUCAUUCGACGUCUGUUUCUUCGGAAACAUUGCCCGAUCAAAGUUAUAUUGGGCUUAGAGCCCAAUUGGGACCAUCAUUUGCAGACAUUUCAACCAUAUAUGUCAUAUGGAAUUUCGCACAUUGCUCUUUCCAAUUGUGGCAAGACGCUAGCUUCUGGAGACCGUCAUGGAGCCGUCCAAGUAUGGAACAUGGCGACUGGCCGAGCCGAAUUCGCGCAUCCAUGUGAUCCCUGGGAGGUUGACACGAUGCAGCAUCUUGCUUUUUCUCCGGAUGGAGGCAAGCUGGCAAUUUUGAGCGGUGAACACAUCAGACUAUGGAUUCCCGCGACAAACCAAUUCGCGUGGAUUACUCCUUGUUCCACUCGCCAUGGAGGUAUCAUUGUUUGGCCUAACAAGGAGAAAUUAUUAGUGGUCGCAAACUAUGGGACCAUGCUGUUAUUGGAUGCCGCGACAGGACAGGCUGUCAGGCUGCCAAAGCUUGCUCAUUUUAAAAUAUCCUGUUCCUCAUUUUGGCCUCAAGGAAAUCAACUGAUGUUGGGGUCAACAACGGGACGCGUUCAGCUAUUGGAUGCCACGACUGGACAAAUUCAACAAUCCUUCGAAAACAAGGAUAAAUUGAUCCCUAUCCAAUUUUUGGCAAAAUCGGCGGAUGGACGCAAGCUAAUAACAAUACAGCAUGAAAAAGAAGGACGUGGUGAUGUUGGCCACAUUGUUCUCUGGUGUGCUGCAGAUGGUGGCGUCGAGCGAACUUGGGAGGUCUCGGAUCUCAGAUCACCUGAUAGCCUUGUUUUCUGGCCAGAUGCGAGCAAAUUUGCAUUCUCUCCACGGUGGAGCGGAGAUAUCUGGAUCUGGGACAUUGUAACAGGCGGGGUUUUGCGUGUGUUUUAUGGUCAUACACUCGCGAUCUUAAGUCUCGUGCUCUCGCCUGAUAAGCAACAACUUAUAUCAGGCUCAAUCGAUGGCGCCAUCGAGAUAUGGGAUGUAGCAACCAUAGAAACCGAGAAACCAAACCUCGGAAGGCAGACUCUCCGUAUCACGAGCGUAGCAUUCUCGCCAGAUGGAAAAUACUUGGCAGCAGUAUUAGUGAGUGGUAUGAUACACCUGCACGAGGUUGCGUCAGGGAACCUUGUACAGAGAAUACCUCCACAGGAGUAUGCAGGAAGAAUUCAGGUUUCCCGACAAUUCAUCGAGUUCUCACCAGAUGGACUGAAAUUGGCUUCGUGGUGUGGCGGCGAGUUGAUUGAAGUAUUGAACCUGACAGAGGGAAGAGUGGAGCAAUUCCUCACAGGGAUAACGACGGACUCGGGAGACUUCAGACGCAUCCUUAUGGCCUUCUCCAGCGACGGAACCAAGCUUGCCACCUACGCAUAUAACUGUAAGAUCCAGAUAUGGGACGUUGCGAGGGGAAGUCUCUUAGCAGAGAAGCAAUUCAAUAUCAUAUACAGUCUGGCAUUCUCUCCUGAUGGAGAGAGGGUAGCGUUCGAACAGGAGCCUUGGAAACGAUUCGCCUCCCACGACUUUGAUAGAAUUAGCCUAUGGAAUAUGGCAACAAACAGAAUGGAGCCAGUACUGGACCAACACGAGAUGGGCCAUAUCGAGUCUUUGGCUUUUUCCGCGGACGGGAGGAAGCUUGCAACAAGCACCAGCGAUAGGACUAUCCACAUGUGGGAAAUGGAAAGCGAGGUGGAUCUUGAAACUGUUUGGCUUCCUGCAACACCCACAAAUGACUUCGGCCACAUGAAGACUUACUCCUUGGAUCCUUUAAAGAGAUGGAUCUAUCGGAAUGGAUCGAAGUUCCUAUCGAUUCCAUCAGAAUAUGCGCUUUCAUCCACAGAAGCUAUAACAAACGAUGCUAUAGCGUUUGGAACUGAAAAGGGUCAGCUUAUGAUUUUACAUAUGCCAUAG
Molecule: messenger RNA, 4662 nt
Organism: Pestalotiopsis fici W106-1
Lineage: Eukaryota; Fungi; Ascomycota; Sordariomycetes; Amphisphaeriales; Sporocadaceae
Exons: 3
Coding region: 1-4662 (1553 amino acids)
Molecular function (GO): protein binding
Source: RefSeq, a predicted model, not a curated record